AUUAGUAUAUUCUUUGUUAUCAAUUAUUUUGAAAUUUAAAUUAUAUAUUUUUAUUUCUAGCUUAUUUGCUUGCAAUAUUUUCUUUAUUUGUUUAAAAAUCACUACGUAAAGUGAUUAUAUAUAUGCAAUGUAUAUAAUCUGAAAUAAAAAGAAUACAGUACAUGUAUCCGUAACAUAUAUAAACAUUAAAAAUGAUUGGUAUAUCCUCUUUUAUCUCUAAAGCUGUUGCAUCAGGACAACAAUUAUUCAAACAACAGGCGAGGAACACAUUUAUUUUGAAAAGAAAAUGGCCACCAGCCUUGCAUAAAAAAGGUGGUAAAAUACCUAAAAUGAAAGCCAGACAUUUUGUAUAUGAUUUAGUUGAAGAUACAAAUGUCCAAAAACAGCCUAAUGUGAAGGUGAUCUUAAAGCACUUUGUAGAUGGUGUUGGGAAUAAGGGUGAUGUACUGAAUCUAAAACCUAUGAUAGCCUACCGAGAUUUUCUUGUGCCUGGACUGGCAGUUUAUGCAAGCCCUAAAAAUUUGGCAAAAUAUGAAACGACAGAAAUAAAGACAACAGAAGAGGAGAAGUUUAGUUCCCCAUAUGUGCAAAGAACAAUGAGUUGUUUGUCUCGUCUCGUCCUGAAUGUUACCAUGAGUAAACUGCAACCCUGGACUCUAGAACCAUGGCAUAUCAAAGCCUGCUUUCGUAAAACAGGAUUUGUAGUACCUGAAUAUGCCAUAGAAAUGCCCCCAGUGGCUAUAAAAGGUCCAGAUUUAAAGCUACAGGAAAAGGAAUUCUUCAUUACAGUUACAAUUAACAAAACUGAAAAAGUUAAUGUUAGAUGCAGAAUUCAUCACUGGGCUACAGGCCUAGACAGGCUCCCAUGGGAAGAGUUUCAUUGGAAAAAACCUUUAGAGGCCCUUAUUCCAGAACAAGCACCAAUUUUGGAGAAAAUGCCAUUACCUCAGUGAGGGAACUUUGUUUUGCAGU
Achroia grisella is the source of this 972-nucleotide messenger RNA. It is a transcript of the gene mRpL9, whose product is annotated as large ribosomal subunit protein bL9m. Bases 192 to 953 code for a protein of 253 amino acids. Gene Ontology annotation, molecular function: structural constituent of ribosome. Gene Ontology annotation, biological process: translation. Gene Ontology annotation, cellular component: mitochondrion; ribosome. The transcript is spliced from 5 exons. NCBI's taxonomy places the organism in Eukaryota, Metazoa, Arthropoda, Insecta, Lepidoptera, Pyralidae. The record is from RefSeq and is a predicted model, not a curated record.